Molecule: messenger RNA, 2634 nt
Organism: Cherax quadricarinatus
Lineage: Eukaryota; Metazoa; Arthropoda; Malacostraca; Decapoda; Parastacidae
Source: RefSeq, a predicted model, not a curated record
AGGUAGGAUGUGUGUAUAACAGAUAAAAGAAAAUAUGUGAGUUAUGAUAAAGAUAAAUCAUGAUUACAUUGUGCCACAUUUCUACAGUGUACAAACAAUCGAUUACCCAGCUCGUCCAGUUGUUCCUGCCGUGGUACAUUGUGGAGGCAUACAUAUCCGUCCAGCAAAACCUCUCCCACAAGACCUUGAAGACUGGGUGCAAGGUGCUGGUGAUGCUGGCUUCAUCUUCUUCAGUCUAGGCUCGGCUGUCCCACCAUCCACUAUGCCAGAGGAGUACCGCACUAUUUUGGUUCAAGUGUUUGCUUCCCUCAAGCAGAGAGUCCUGUGGAAGUGGGAUAAGGACACUAUGGAUGACCUGCCCCCAAAUGUCCGUCUUGGCAAGUGGCUCCCACAACAAGAUAUUCUCGGUGAUCCUCGUUUACGUUUGUUCAUCACACACGGUGGGUUGUUGAGCACCCUGGAGUCCAUGUACCACGGUGUAUCAGUGCUGGGCAUCCCUGUGUUUGCUGACCAGCAUACCAACAUGAUCAAGGUGCAGAGGGAUGGCUGGGGCAAAGUGCUCUUCUGGGACCAACUUACCUUUGAUAAUCUCAAGAAUACGAUCGACAUCGUCAUGAAUGACACAAGCAUGAGAGCUGAGGUAGCAAGAUGGUCCAAAAUUAUGAAAGAUCGUCCACAAGAGCCAGCAGAGGUGGCCCUCUACUGGAUCAAGUAUGUUAUACGACACCAGGGAGCAUACCAUCUCAGGUGUCCUGCUGCCACCAUGACAUGGUACGAGCUGUACAACGUGGACGUGUGGGCAACAGUAGUUGUUUUGCUCGUCAUUAUCAGCUACGUCUCAGUACGAAUUAUAAUUUCCUUGUGUUCCUGGCUCUUCUCCAGAUCUAAAGCCAAAACUGAUUAAAAUUGAUAUUGCCUUGUGUAUGUUUCUUAUCAUUCCGUUUCUUGCACUGUAAGGUCCGAGUACUUCCCUGGGAAACCAGUGUUACACUAUAUAUAAAUGUGGUAAUUUCUUUUGCCUAUGAUAAAUUAAUACAGACAGUCAUUGCAUGACCUGAGAGAGUUAUCCCAGUGUCACAUAACUUCAGCCUCCUGUGUCUCAAUCCUUGCUGGAUAGUAGCUCUGCCUCAAAAGCCUCAGUAGUAGUUGUAGCUGGUCUCUUAACAGAUCCAGGAGCUGUAGUUCAAUCCCUUCAAGGGAGGUUCCUUGACGUUGGUGAGGGGCUCUUGAUCUAGGAAAUUGGACCUGUGCUCCAAUUCCCUGAAUUGAACCUGAAUACCUUUCAUCUCCCCCCCCCACAUGCGCUGUAUAAUCCUACGGGUAUAGCGCUCCCCAUGAUUAUAAUAAUUACAAUGUAGUUCAAUCUUCCCAAGUAUUCCUAGACCUAAAAAUCAGUUUCAAAAAGCCCAGGAGCCAGAGAUGCAAACAUUCCAGCAGUCUGCUGAUUAACACCCUCAAAAGGAACAGGAGCUAGAGCUAUGAAACAAUGUAGCGAAAAUUUAUGAGCAAUUUUUCUAGAUUAAAAAAAAUCCGAAUUGCAGACGACUGAUAGCCACAUAGACUAGUUUUCAAACGGGGUUGAUCCCUUUUAUAUCACGGAAACGAAUAGAGUGAACACGCAUAAGUACAUAACGAAGGAACACUGCAGGAGACUUACUGGCGUAUGCUAAACAGGGCUACCUCACAGCCACUCACACCCACUCAUGUACUCGUUCAACCUAUAUUUAAAGCUACAUUGUCUCAGUUAAAUAAUCUGGGAGUUUGCUCCAUUCAUCUUUACUAAAUCUAAAUUUCUCCAACUUGAAUCCAUUUCUUUAUUUAUAUGUAUAUUUCAAUCUUAUCUCUAUCAACUUUCCCACAAUUGAAGUUAGGCUGACUGUACCAUAAUUUGAAGCUAGGGACCUCUAUAUCCCACUUUCCAUAUAGGUAUCACAUUUGUCAUUUUUCACUUAUCCGGUACAAUACCUUGAAGAGACUAGCUAAUGUUUUGUUAAGUUCUUUACAAUUUUUAAAACCCUUGUUUAGCAGAACAAAAUCCAGGAGGUUAGUUCCUCUGUCUGGUUCUAACAUAAACUGCUUAAAAAAAGUAUUUCCGGACCAUUUCGAGAAAGUCGCUAGACUCUGCCUGUCUUCAAUUGUUCCGGUUGAUAUAGCUAAAGUUAAACAUUUCCCAUUAAAACUACAUUUUCAUUUUUAGGAUGCCUAAGCAAUUUCAUCCCAAAGAAGUUCACUAUGGUCACAAUAGAGGUUUGGAGAUCUGUAGAUAACACCUAAGAUUAGCUUGUCAUGUCCUUCAAGAGAGUACAACCAAACAGACACCCCCCUCUCCCUUCCAUCUUUAUAUUGGUUCUGAUACAACAAUAUAAAUUUGUCCGUAUCAUACAUACCAACUCUGCCUUAUUUCCUUUUGAUUCUGUCAAUGUACAAUAAUUUACACCCGUGUAUGUGACACUCAGCAGACAUGUCCCUAUUUUAGUUAUUAAGAUAAUAUCUUUGUUCACUUCUGUACUUCAGUAUAAACACUUGAUCUACACAUCCCCUACUCAUUAUAAAUUCCUUAUUCAUCUACGGUCUCGCUCUCCGUCUUACUCCUUGUACUACGACUAUUUGAAUAAAAUAGACACUAUGACCAUU